AUGGAUACAAGUCCAUCAGAGCGUUUUUCAAAACUUUCGGAAGAAUUAUGCAGUCUUCUCUCUGUUAAACUACGCAGUAAGGAAAAUCUAAACGUAGUUAUAGAUGAAUUAAAUGCUUUACCUUAUAAGGCUGAAUUAUUUAUUCGUAAACAUGAAGCUGGUGCAUUAAUCAAUGUAUUGUGCUUCAAUGUAAAUCCAGUAGAUGAAUCCCUUACAGCAAAGACUUCACAUUUAAUAAAUAGCAUCCUUAUUAAGCAAAACAUACAGUUCAGUAGUGAAUUUUUGUGGAAAGUCAUAUCAUGGCAUAUUGAAUGUUUGAAGAAAUGUUCUGAAUUUAUUUUGCCUGACAUAUUACACAAUUUGCAAUGUAUUAUGCAAUCAAAUCUGCAAGCAACCCAUAAGUUUGCAGAGGCAUUAAUUGGUAAACAAGGAAUCCUUAUAAAUAUCCUCAGUGUAGAUAAAAGUUACCAGUUAAGCACACAUAGUCCUUUUCAAAUAUGCUUACCAGCAUUGAAAUGUAUUUCGUGCCUAAUUACAACAUUAGAUGAAAACAAUUCAAUGGAUCAACAGUAUUUUUCAACAACUGAUAUAAAAGGACAUAUUUCUGAAGUAGUUAUAAGAUUUCUUAUGAGAGGUUUGACAAAGUCACAAGAUGAAUUUUUGUAUUGCAAAGUGGUAAUAUCAGCAUUGAGAGUUUUAUCACAUCUAUACUUCAGUGAUCACAAUGUAAAUUUUUCAUUGCCUGAGGUUGUAGGUAUUUGUAGACAUUUUAUAUUGUAUGGAUUGGUUAACCAGAAUUCUAAACCUGAACGACUUAUGCCAUCACAACAGACAAUUGCUGCAGUACCAAUGAAAAUGGCUCCAAAAGGUGGAAAGAAACAAAAAUUAAGAAAACAAAGAAAUAACGCCAUUGAAAGCUUGAGGAAAGAAAUACCGGUAUCAGAUCACAGUUUGAUGAAGGAUGUUGAUAAUUUCGAAAACAAUUCUGCAUAUAAGCCAAUCUCAAAAAAUUAUUUGGAGCCACAAAAGACCAGAAACUGCUGGCUAUUAACAAGUGAUUCCGAUAUGUCAGAUGUGGAAAAUAGCAGAGAGGCUAAAAUGAUUGCACUCAAAUCUAGAGUUAGACAAAGUGCAGCAAAUUUAUUUCUUGUAUUGUUUAAGGUUAAAGAUAAGAAAGAUAUCUUUGGAUACUGGUGGGCUCUACUCCCGGAUUCCCCCGAUGCCAACAAUUGGCAUGCAGAUCAGAAUGCAAAAAAGACUCUUGCCUAUUGUGCUGUUACAGACCCAAUAGCUAGUAGCCGGGCAAGUGCACUCAGUGUAAUAUUGGCACUGCUUUCUGGUUCAAGAAUGUAUUUGGCUCAAGCCGAAGUAAGCAAAAAGGAUAAUGUCUCGUUUAUACCAUUCUCAGUAACUUUGGGUUACAUAAUAACAUGUAUGCACAAAAUACUUACUGGUAUUUUAGACAACGAGAGAAGUCACGCCGUAAUCAUAGUGACCCUGAAAUGCUGCGCCGCGUUAGUGCAAGCCACUCCUUAUCACAAAGUACAGGAAGGACUAAUUACUGAUUUGGUUAGAUCUACGAGAAAGUAUUUGGUCCAUAGAGACAUAACAUUACAAGUUGGAGCUCUAAUUACAAUUGGAUGUGUCCUCUCUGUCGAUCCAAAAGUCGAUGAAAUACUCAAAGCUAUGGAAAAAGAUACACUGCUAACUAAAACAUCCUAUGUAAAUGAAGAAAGCAAACCCGACACUGAGGAGUGUGAUGAUUUUGAAGAAGGAUAUUCCGACGAUGAUAUAUUUGUCGCCGUUGAUGGUGAAACAACAAAAAACAAAGAGAUUAAAGACAAUGAUAAACUCAAAAUACGAAGCUGUUUUAAAAGUUGGAUCUUAGACAUUUGCUUUAAAAAUAUUGGUUGGCUGUUCAAAGGCGAAGAAAUAAUGAGAUGUAACCCAUCAGCAAUUCCAAUAAUUCUUGAAUCUCUACAAGUACUGUCGGCCAUUGCUUUCCACCACCUGUCCGAACUGUUGAAGCCUCACGUUACAUUGCUGGCGGACGUUCUGUGUGAGCUGUUGCAACACGAACACCAUGAUGUGGUGUUGCAAGCUGCGAGGACAGUCAGUGUUAUUGCUGAUGGCAUUCAAAAAUUGGAACAAAUCGAUCAAUCUCCGCCACUAAACCAGUGCGUUUACAUGUGGGAAAAGCUCCUAACACCGCUAUCAUUAGUGUUGCAAUGCCACGAUAAUACAGCUGCGAAGGCAGUUGUCUGCGACUGUAUUGCCAACAUUGGCGAGAAACCUUUCAAGGAAUUGCCAAGUCGGCAACAAAUGCUAUGUUGUGCCUUGCUCGUGGGUUCGUGUAGUGACGAGGAGGCAACAGUCAGGGCAGCUGCAGUCCGAGCCCUGGCUAUGGCUGUUAUGUUUCGCACUUUAAGAGAAGACAUCUGCUUUGUAAGCGACUGCUGUGAAAAUAUACUGCGUGCUUUAGCAGAACCUACCUUGGUUGUUCGUAUAAAGGCCGCAUGGGCGCUGGGCAACUUGAGCGAUGCGUUGGUUCUAAAUUUGGAGGAGCCAGAGUUGGAUGACAUUGGCGAUGACCUGCUCGUACGUCUGCUCGAGGCCAGCAUAAAAUGCGCUAACGACAAUGAUAAGGUGAAAAUGAGUGCAACACGUGCUCUGGGUAAUUUGAUACGUCUUAUAAAUAAGGAAAAUUUGAUCAAUAAACCGCAAAUUAGGACUUUAUGUGAAACGGCAAUAGAAAAGCUUUUGGAAUGCGCUUGCAAAGUGACUAAUAUGAAAGUACGUUGGAACGCAUGUUAUGCUCUUGGCAACGCUAUGAAGAAUGAGCAUUUGUUUACUUCUUUCAAUGGAUGGCAGAGUCAAGUAUUUCCGAGUCUGUGCACGCUAGUGCGCGAAUGCAAGAAUCUCAAAGUGCGUAUAAACGCGGCGGUCGCGUUACGCGCGUGCCGUGCGCGCGCGCAGGUGGGCGCGCUGCUGCCGCUGCUGUGCCGCGAGCUGCUCGCCGCCAUGGACAGCGCCGCGCACCUGGACGACUUCACCGAGUACAGGCACAAGGACAACCUGAUCGAACAGCUCUGUGUUACCUUCGCCCACAUUUGCUGCCUACUAAAACCUUCUGAUCUAACCGACAUACUGGACCCACUUGUGUUUCAUGGCGACUGCGCCAAGUCGCUUUUCACGCAAGUCUACCUCAAAUUGCCACCUGAAAAUGCAUCGUGCCUCAAAAUACUGCAAGCUGCUAAAUUCGUCACUAUGGAUUUGGUAGCAGAAAACGACACCCAGGCCCCAGCCCUCGGAAUGCUUCAGGAAAUAUUUAUUUUAGAUUUCUGA
Messenger RNA from Parnassius mnemosyne (clouded apollo), 3345 nucleotides. The record is from the annotation of a GenBank genome assembly. NCBI's taxonomy places the organism in Eukaryota, Metazoa, Arthropoda, Insecta, Lepidoptera, Papilionidae.